GAGUCAGGAUAAAGAGUUUUAUUCCGAAUAGUGUGUGGUCUAAACGCUGAGCUGUCGAGAUGGCUGACAACAGAGAUAAAGCUACCGACCAAAUGAAGACAUGGAAGGCGAAUAGGGGCUCUCAGAAACCAGAUGUGCUGACCACAGGCGGUGGCCAUCCAGUGGGAGACAAAUUGAACUUGCAGACUGCAGGGCCAAGAGGGCCGCUGCUGGUUCAAGAUGUUGUCUUCACAGAUGAGAUGGCCCACUUUGACCGUGAGCGAAUCCCAGAGAGAGUGGUCCAUGCCAAAGGGGCAGGGGCAUUUGGCUACUUUGAGGUCACUCAUGACAUCACUCGCUACUGCAAAGCCAAAGUGUUUGAGCAUGUUGGCAAGACUACACCAAUUGCUGUCCGCUUCUCCACUGUGGCUGGAGAGGCUGGGUCUGCAGACACUGUGCGUGACCCUCGAGGUUUUGCAGUCAAGUUUUACACUGAAGAUGGCAACUGGGACCUGACGGGCAACAAUACCCCAAUUUUCUUCAUCAGGGAUGCCAUGCUGUUCCCAUCCUUCGUCCAUUCCCAGAAGCGCAAUCCCCAAACCCACAUGAAAGACCCUGACAUGGUGUGGGACUUCUGGAGUUUGAGGCCCGAGAGUCUGCAUCAGGUGUCUUUCUUGUUCAGCGAUCGAGGUUUGCCUGAUGGCCACCGUCACAUGAAUGGCUACGGCUCUCACACCUUCAAACUGGUCAAUGCCGAUGGUGAACGUGUCUACUGCAAAUUCCACUAUAAGACGGAUCAAGGAAUAAAGAAUUUGACGGUGGAAGAGGCAGACCGCCUGGCAGCCACCAACCCAGAUUAUGGAAUUGCAGACCUGUUCAAUGCUAUUGCUAAUGGAAACUACCCAUCCUGGACCUUUUACAUCCAGGUCAUGACCUUUGAGCAGGCUGAGAAGUUCCGGUUCAACCCGUUUGAUCUUACAAAGGUUUGGUCACAUAAAGAAUACCCACUGAUCCCUGUGGGCAAACUGGUUCUGAACAGGAACCCAGUCAACUACUUUGCAGAGGUGGAGCAGGCGGCCUUUGACCCAAGCAACAUGCCACCAGGCAUCGAGCCCAGCCCUGACAAGAUGCUGCAGGGUCGCCUCUUCUCCUACCCAGACACGCAUCGUCACCGGCUGGGAGCAAACUACCUGCAGAUCCCUGUCAACUGCCCCUUCAGGGCUCGUGUGGCCAACUACCAGCGUGAUGGUCCGAUGUGCAUGCAUGACAACCAAGGUGGCGCUCCAAACUACUACCCUAACAGCUUCAGUGCCCCAGAGACUCAGCCUCAGUUUAUGGAGUCCAAGUUCCAAGUGUCUGCAGAUGUUGCUCGUUACAACAGCUCAGAUGAAGACAAUGUCACACAGGUUCGCACCUUCUACACUCAGGUCCUGAAUGAGGAGGAGCGACAGAGACUUUGCCAGAACUUGGCAGGGUUUCUAAAAGGAGCCCAGCUCUUCAUCCAGAAACGCAUGGUCGAGAAUUUGAAGGCUGUGCAUCCAGACUAUGGAAACAGAGUUGAGACUCUUCUCAAGAAGUACAAUGCAGAGGCCAAGAAGGAUGCCACUUUGCACGUUUACAGCCGUCCUGGAGCCUCAGCCAUCACCGCCUCAUCUAAGAUGUGAUGCCUUAAAUUUCAAAAGAUGCACCUGUGUGAUAACUGUUAACUAAAAUGGACCAUUAUUCGAGCCAUCAGAAAAGGUUCAGAAUACUAGCAGUCUAGUUUUUAAAUGUUUUGGCUAAUUGGUUUUUAAUUUAGUUUUUCCAAGCAGUUUAUUUCUAAUAAUUCUCAGCAGCACUUGCAUUUUUCUUGUUAUCUACAACAUAACAAGGUUGAGAUAAAGUCGCCAUGAUUCUACUGCAGUGUUUUUGAGCUUUGAAUAGUUAUUGUUAGAUCAAUCAAGUUUAAUAUGCAUUUAAGAGCAUUUUAUUCCAUUUAAUUUUGAUUUGAUUGCAUUAAGUUCAUUUACUAAACCAGUCUUAGCUAAUUCCUCAGAGUGUGUAUACUACUAAACUACAAUGCUUGAAAAUUUAAAAAGCAUUGUAACUUUAAAAGAAAUCUGUUCACUUGUUAAAAAUUAUGUUUGGUAUCUGCUUUAAUGUCAAAUCUCGGUUUAAGCUGGUAAAACAUCUGGAGUUUUUAUGAACCACAGGUUUGCUGCUGCUUUAUUUCCCAGAAUGAGCAAUGAUCUGUUGUGGUUACUAGUAGGGCUGUGCGAUAUGACCAAAAUCUCAUAUUCCGAUAUAAGACAUUUAUCGUCCUGAUAACGAUAUAAAUCACAAACUAUACAUUUUUAGACAUAAGUUUUAACGGCCACCAUUUUCUUUCAUAGUUUGAGUCUAAGGUUUAUUUUUUUAGCGCUUGACGGCUCUUUUUUUGCUUCUCAUCCAUAAACUAUCUGCAGACUCUUUCCCGUGAUUCAGUUUAUUUUGAAAAGUCUCAACAGGAUGUUGAGCUUUAUUGUGAAAGGUUUGUGUGGAAAACAAACAAGCGGACAGCGGAGCCACGCGAUGGUUUUACCGUCAUUGUUGCUAACGACAACACAUAAAAGCAGGUGCUUGUCUUGUCCGUCCGUAGUGUGGUUAUAUUAAAUAUAAGAGAAAGAGAGAACUUUAAGAAAUGGUUAUAUCUACUACAGU
Maylandia zebra (zebra mbuna) is the source of this 2658-nucleotide messenger RNA. Its product is annotated as catalase. Gene Ontology annotation, biological process: hydrogen peroxide catabolic process; response to hydrogen peroxide. Gene Ontology annotation, cellular component: cytoplasm; mitochondrion; peroxisome. Lineage: Eukaryota; Metazoa; Chordata; Actinopteri; Cichliformes; Cichlidae. The record is from RefSeq and is a predicted model, not a curated record. Gene Ontology annotation, molecular function: catalase activity; heme binding.